AUGGAGUUCUCGGCGCCGGUGCCGGUGCCGUUGCCGUGCCUCGUCGUGGACCACGACGGGGCGGGAGGGGAGCCCUGCACAACCCUACUCGACAUCUCCAAAGGGAAACAGUACCAACACCACGCAUGCGACGACGCCGGGAGCAGGCGGUUCCGGAGAUGGAUGACGCCGCACGGGUGGGUGCUCUCGUGGGACACCUCCACCCUCGCCACCUUCCUGUGGAGCCCUCAGACCUCGGACAAGAUCGACCUGCCGCCCCUCACGCCGGAGCAGGAGAUACCAUUGCACUCCGCCUGCUCCCUGUCCGGCAAGCCCGCCACCGCCGGCAGCUUCACAGUGGUCGCCGUCGAGCCGGAGGACACGGUGGUAUGGUACUGCCACGUCGGCGGCGACGCCGCCGGAGGACGUGGAUGGGUGAGGCACGAGUACGACAUGGGAAGCGUCACGUCCCCGGUGGUCAACGGCAGGAGCAUGCAGGCGAAGAAGUUCAUCACCCGGCUCACGGCCGUCGGAGGCAAGUUCUACUUCAAGUCGGAGGGUGAGCUCGGGAUGCUCGACUUCUCCCCUGCACCGCUCCUCGGCUCCGUGCCGGUCGCCGACAUCGAGCGCCCCCCGCGGACCACCUCCAUGGCGCUGUCGUUCGUCGAGCUCGGCGGUGAGCUCUACCUGGUCACCGCCUUCUUGCACUACGACAUCGGUGGCGCCACAAGCGUUCUCGGCUGCGGCGUGUACAAGCUGGACUUGGCAGGGAAGAGGUGGCGCAAGGUCCGCGACAUCGGCGACCGAGCCUUCCUCAUGUGCCCUCAGUAUUUCGGUGGUUGCUGCUCUGCGACCGCCUCCGGGUUGAGACCCAACUGCGUCUAUUGGAUGGGGCUGUGUGGCGACAAGCUGCUGCGAGUGAUCGACAUCGACGGGAACGAGGAAACUCAUGCAGUGCAGGAUCCGUGCAAAGAUAUCACCGGGUCAAAUCGUAACGCAAUUUGGAUGCUUCCUACCGAUCCAUAA
Triticum turgidum subsp. durum (durum wheat) is the source of this 1005-nucleotide messenger RNA. NCBI's taxonomy places the organism in Eukaryota, Viridiplantae, Streptophyta, Magnoliopsida, Poales, Poaceae. The record is from the annotation of a GenBank genome assembly.